AUGCAAGCGCUCCAAAAUCGUCUGGAACAGCUAGAAAAUGCAACGGGAAGUGAAAUGUGGGAAAUUUUGAAAGCGUCCGAAUCAGAUCUCCGUCAGGACCUGUCUCAACUGAAUUUGUUGAAAGAAGACAAGGAGAAACACAUAAAAAAGGCUUUAGAAGAGAUAAAAUCGAAGAAAGAGGAUUUAAAGGCGCAGAGAUCGGCCAUAGAAUCGCUGAAAAUCCAGUAUAAAGAGCAUAUAGAGGCAGUGAAGCGGGAAUUCGAGGGAAAUGGGUUGGAUAUGCAAAAAGUGAUUGGGAUAUUUCAGAAAAUUCUAAAAGAUUCGCUAUCCGAAAAGAAGGCUACUGUCAUCGCCACCGUCGAUUCUACAGUAAUCACCUCCAAAUCCACGUGGCAAGACCUAAAAACCCCCGUAAAAUCGAUAAUUUCCACGAUUUCCGGUGAUUCGGAGGUGCGGAAAAUGCUCGAAACCCGUCUGGAAGCAUUCCACGAUGCGUGUGAAAAAAUCUUUAUCUCAAAUCUCUGGUCCCUGUUUCAAAAUCAAGGAAUCCCGCUGAAAACACUGGAACAAAACGAAAAUUCCCAGAAAUUUCUAGAAAAAAUCCGUGAAAUUCUCGAAUUUUCCACAGAUUUGGACCUGAUUUCCCCAGGGAAUCACCAGAAAUCAAUCGAUAAUCUCGUUCAAAUUUCGAUAUCGCAUUUGGAGAACUUGUGCAUUGAUAUGAUUGAUAAGGAGCGGGGCGGAGACGCAGACUUUGAGUGGAUUCUCGAAAGCGGCAAGAACUGGGCGCGAAAUUUGAAAUUGGUACUGGAAAAGGGUGUGGAGACGAUGGGAACGCUGAAAAUCGAGCAAAAAUCCGGGUUUUCGGCGAUUUUCGAUGCGAAAUUUGUGGAAUUUAUUGGCAAUUUGACAAGGAGAUUCUUGAAAAUGAACAUCAAAGACCCAUUAAUCUUCUCAAAAAUGUCGAUUCUACUCCGGCGAUUCGAGGAAAAUUGUGAAUUCGAUUUAUCGAAUUCCGACAUUUUUGAACCGAUUUAUGAGCCAGAAUUUAUUAGCAAAUGGAUAUUGUUCGAAGUGGAACUGUAUACAGUAGCCAUGAAUCGUCUCCUCUCAUGCUCAUCCAAUUGCUUCCUGCCCCUCGAAUCGAUAUCAAUUGGAAACCCCAAAAAUUCGCAGUGGGCCGCCGAGAUUACGGUAUUCGUUGAGCAAUGGAUCACUCGUCUGGAUUCGAAUAUUCAAAAUUUUGGAAAUUUAGAGAUUCAAAUGACAUUUUACGAGUGUAUUCAUGCAUUGCUCAGCGAUCUGUGCUUCAGAAUUCAUUCGAUUUCGAAACGACUCGAAUCAGAAGCCACGUGGUCCAAUGAUGUCUAUUUGGUCAUGAAUUCGAUUUGGGAAUUGAAACGAAUCGUGAAAACUCAAACGCUAACUUGGCCAAUUAGCUCUUUCGAGCUAGAGCGUGCUUAUGAAAACGAAUGGGACCGGCUGUGCGGAAUGAUUAUCGAUUACUUGAAUGAGGAUUUAUUGGAUCGAUUGGAAAUAUCGAUUUGUUCGAACUACGGUGAUGAGAAGAUAAAAACGAUGAAUUCAACAUUUUAUCACAUCCUAAAAUGCCUGAAUAAUGUCACAAUCAAAGCGAGCCGCCCAUCUCGAAGUGUUUUGAUGAACUUGUUGGUGGAGGAGUUGUUCAAAAAUCUUCAGAUGAGAUUUGAGAAGUGGAAGAGUGUUUGUAGUAUGACCGUAUUGGGACACUUCUACAAUCAAAUCUAUUCGAAUCUGGUGCCCGAAUUGGAUAAUUUGGAGAAAGAGGGACACUGGACACGUGGCAAUCCGGCAAGAUCUGAGAUGUGUCGGCUGGAUGCGUUGAUGAAGGUCGCCGCGAAUUGUGACACAUCCGGUGAGCUGGUCCGUACGGCGUUCCGAUCGAUCGACGAGGAGCAGGUGCUGAAAAUGCUCGGCGAGCUGGGAAUCCAUACGACAAGCGACCACGCAUUCCUGGAUUUUCAGAUUUUGGCUGAAAAUUGGCACAAAAUUCAGGACAAAUUCUGA
Messenger RNA from Caenorhabditis briggsae, 2046 nucleotides. Bases 1 to 2046 code for a protein of 681 amino acids. The record is from RefSeq and is a predicted model, not a curated record. The transcript is spliced from 8 exons. NCBI's taxonomy places the organism in Eukaryota, Metazoa, Nematoda, Chromadorea, Rhabditida, Rhabditidae.